Prunus armeniaca (apricot) is the source of this 2088-nucleotide messenger RNA. NCBI's taxonomy places the organism in Eukaryota, Viridiplantae, Streptophyta, Magnoliopsida, Rosales, Rosaceae. The record is from the annotation of a GenBank genome assembly.
AUGGGUUCCUAUGAAGUUACAAACAUACUCUUCACUAAGAUCAAGGCCUUAGACCCAGAAAAUGCCAUCAAAAUCAUGGGUUUUCUUCUCAUACAAGAUCUUGCCGAGAAAGAUUUGAUUCGCUUGGCUUAUGGUCCGGAGACCCUUUUGCACUCGCUGAUUGUGAGGGCUAAAAUCCAGUUGGGCCUUUGCUCGAGCACUUCGACUACAUCUUCCACACCUUCCUCUCCUUCACCGCUAAAUCCCAUAGCCAGACCAACUAACGCCAACCCAUUUUCACAGUCUUCCCCUAGAAUCCCGAACGGUUUUGAUUUUGGGAAAAACCCAUCUUCUCCCUCCUCAAAUGCCUGGCCACUUUCUGGGUUCCCAAACAACUCCAUUAGCCCAAAGUCAAGCCCUUUACUCUCUUACGACAAUAUCCGAGCCGGGUCAGUUUCACUUCCAGUACAUUCACCCCGCUACAGCAAGGAUGGUGGGGCUGAUGUUUGGCCUGGCGGCGACCUCAUUGACGAGCACCAACUCAAUGAGUACCUCUCAUUUCUCAAUGAGUCUUCGUCCUCGUCGAGGCCCGAGGAUUUCAUCGAUCCUCGGCUCGAAUUGGGUCAUGGGGUUCCUGAUUGGGCUCAUUCUGUCAACAAUGGUGAUGCCCAUUUCCACAGAAGGAGCUAUUCGGCUAGCGAUGCGUGUCUCGGGUCCGAAGAUGCUGCUUUGGGAGGGGGGUUCAAGCCAUGCCUUUACUUUGCCAGAGGGUUUUGCAAGAACGGAAGCAAUUGCAAGUUUGUGCAUGGCGGUUUUGCUGAUUCCUUGGACGGUUCUGGUGCCAUUGUGGGGUCUCCGAGUAAUCUAGACAGUUUCGAGCAGCAGGAGGAGAUGAUGAGGUUGAAGGCUGCUCAGCAACAGAGAUUAGCUGCUGCUUCUCAGUUCAUGGGUGGAGGGUCACCUACUCCUUACAGCAAGUACAUGAAUUUCCUUUUGCAACAGCAAAAUGACCCUCAGAGAGUGGCAGCGAUGAUGAUGGGGGAAGAAUUUUACAAGUUUGGGCGAUGUCGACCUGAUAGAAACGACCUUUUGGCAAUGUCUUCAGUUGAAAAGGCGAGCUCGGCUUCAAGACAGAUCUACUUGACAUUCCCAGCUGAGAGCACUUUUAAAGAUGAAGAUGUUUCAGAAUACUUCUGCAAGUACGGGCCAGUUCAAGAUGUAAGGAUUCCAUACCAGCAGAAAAGAAUGUUUGGUUUUGUUACAUUUGUCUACCCAGAAACUGUGAGGCUCAUAUUGUCCAAAGGAAAUCCUCAUUUUAUAUGUGAUUCCCGUGUGCUUGUCAAGCCCUACAAGGAGAAGGGAAAAGUCCUGGAUAAGAGGCAACAGCAACAACAGCAUCUAGAGAGGGGAGAAUUUUCACAAUCUUUGAGCCCUGGUGGUCUUGAUUCUAGAGAUCCCUAUGAUCUCCAACUUGGGGGAAGAAUGUUCUAUGGUACACAGGAGAUGCUAUUGAGAAGAAAAUUGGAGGAGCAGGCCGAAUUACAGCAAGCCAUUGAACUCCAAGGGAGAAGAGUCAUGAGUCUGCAGCUCCCAGACUGGAAGAAUGACCGCUUACCCCAUCACCAGCGCAGUCUGUCUGUUGGUGCUCAUGUUCCCUUAAGUCCUCAGUCUCAUGUGCAGAUCAAUCAAAAUGUCAUUCCGUUUGAUAGCAUUAAACAAGAAGUUUCAGAAGGCCACGGUGAUAUUCCAGCUGUCUCAAUUUCUGUGACUGCUGAGCAGCACCUUCAGAAGGAAGAUAAUUUUGCUUUCAUUCACAAUAAUGGCAAUGGCAAAAACAAGGAGCAAGGCUCCUACUUGGAAACUCCUGAUCUUCAGAAAAGCAGUGUAGAGCAGGUCCUUCCUGAUUGCCUUUUUGCUGCUCCCUCAAAUUCAGCUGGGGAUCAUCUCUCUGACUUGUCAACCGCUGUGUCAGAUCUUAAUGAUACCAUCAUGUCCUUGCUAGGGAUUGUAGUCAUGCAGUCAAACAAUCUUUUUAUUAUGUUGGGUUAUGUUCCUAUGCAGGAGAGUAGAGAAGCAUAUACAAGGAAGAAAAAUCCUCUAGAUGUAUAG